UCGAGGGUAUUUUCGACAGAUCUGUUGCGAUUUCGAUUAGUGAUCGCAUCUAUAUCCUGCAUCUUGCUGAUGAGAUGGAUCUUGAAAAUACAGUUUGCGACGUUCUGAAAUGGCAUGCUACAACUGAAGCUUUACAGAAAGAACGUAACUCACUCGUGUCGAAUAACAAAACACUGAAGGCUGAAAUUGCCGAGAUUCUCUCAACAGAAAAAACCGCAAAAUCGGAAAUUGCCACGUUAAGGCAAUCGUCGAAGACAUUGCAGGAAUCUCUAUUGCGCAUGUUCGAUUAUAAAACAGAAUGUGAGAAAUUGAAGGGAGAAAUGAAAGUUCUCCAGAAAACCAAGACAGUGGAAAUGAAACGCUAUCAGGAAAAAAUCGAGGAGAUGAAAGAGGAAAUCGAAAACUUAGGCAGAAAACAAGCAAAAGAGGUAAAAGAAUUGCGUGGGAACAAACAAGCUGCAAUCAUAAAUUUAGAGCUCAGGCUCAACGAAGAGAAUAUGAAAUGGCAGAAUAAAUUAGACGAAGAAACGCGACUAAAGGAGAAGGUCUGUAGGGAGAAAGACGAAGAAAUUGUGAAACAGAAAAUGGAAUUCGAUAACAGAAUUAAACGUUUACAAGAGCAGAACUUGAAAAUUCAAAACAGGGCCUCAUCUAGUGCUACCGGAAAUAAUGUAUUUCGCAAGAAACUACAACACGAAAAAGAAACAUCAGCAAAAAGAAUUGCAGAGUUGGAGGCGGAAGUGAAUGAACUCAACAACAAGCUCAAUGAUAAGAAAGACGAUUCUUUUAUUUCGGGAUAUUCCAGACACAUUGCUAGUUCUGUGAAGCCCUUCAAAAAAAGAAAAACCAAGUGAUUUGGUGCAUUUUUUUGUAACAAGCUCUUAGUAGAUAGGAGUGACAAAAAGCUGUUGUUAGACUAUCAUAUUGAUUUCGUAACUUGUAAACCCAUGUAAACUCUUUCCUUGGAAACAGUGAAGACAUACCAUAUCUUGACAAAGCAACAGGACAAGCAAAUGCGUAAUUUCAUUUUCCAACACCACCAACAGUCACAUGCGAGAAUGCAGACACUCCUACUACCAUAACCUAUGAUUUAUUCCUCUCAGUAACAUUUGUCAUAAAUCCAUAAUGACGUCUAUUUAUUUUUCCGCAUGCUGAACUGUUUUCUCUUCAAAAAGUCUUUCUCAGCAUUCAUUUGCUUCCUCAGUUGCCAGCGCAAAUAAUGGGUCACUUGGGGCUGACCUAACAAAGUUUGCGACAUAUAUGAUGCUUGGAUCCCUACUUUUUUAGACUCGUGUAUUAUCUGACUAGGCAGGUUUAGCAAACAUACAAUAAAAACAUACAUUCCUUG
Molecule: messenger RNA, 1348 nt
Organism: Styela clava
Lineage: Eukaryota; Metazoa; Chordata; Ascidiacea; Stolidobranchia; Styelidae
Source: RefSeq, a predicted model, not a curated record